CGAAUGUCCAAGACUUCCCAGAGGCUGAGAGUAUCAUGAGAGAUUGCACGCUUUCGACUAGGUAAAGAAAUCCAAACACUUGUUCACCCAAUGCCACUAUCAAGCAAGGAAUGCUAUCGUGCGUGGGUAGUAGGAUACACCUACACGGCUGGCUGUCUGAUGAUGCAUACAGAUCUGUACCGUAAAAAAACCCUGUCCGCGGUUUGAUGUGUAGCGUAGCCUAUAACCAAUGUGUGCUCACGUGCAGCACAGUCGCGUCAUGAGACACAGAUUGCAUGCGAGUAGUAGCCUACGAAAGCGUGAGUGAAGGAAAGGGCGCUCUCCAACCGGAAAAAAAUAACGGGGGCAAGGUUGAGGUGUAAGCUGUAUUGUAAACGACAUGCGAUAGCACUGAGUAGGUUGAUGUGAAGUACUAGGCUAUACAUAACGUCCAAUAACGCCUCCGGGAACUCGCAAGGAACAACGUCGACAUAGACUACUGAAGACGCGAAAGGAGAGAUGGAUGUAAAGGAUCAAGGAGCUCAGAUGGAGCCGCUUCUGCCGCCGGUUCACAGUCCAGGAAGUGAGAGUGAAUCGAGGAAUGAUGAGGAAGCGGUACUGGACAGAGGUGGGACGCGUUCCAUGCUCAACACCAACUUUGAGAAGGAGGAGCUAGAGGGCCACCGUACACUCUACAUUGGUGUCCAUGUGCCACUCGGCAGAAGGUCCCACAGACGACACCGUCACCAUGGACACAGACACAGGAAGAGAUCCAGAGAAAGGGAUUCUGGGAUGGAGGAUGGACGAGAGUCACCCUCAUACACGGACACCCCUUCCCAGAGGGUGCAGUUCUUGCUGGGGACGGAGGAUGAUGACGAACAGCACAUCCCCCAUGCCCUCUUCACCGAGCUGGACGAGAUCUGCUUACACGAGGGAGAGGACGCCGAGUGGAAGGAGACAGCAAGAUGGCUGAAGUUUGAGGAGGAUGUGGAGGAUGGUGGGGAGAGGUGGAGUAAGCCCUAUGUGGCCACCCUCUCACUGCACAGCCUGUUUGAGCUGCGCUCCUGCAUCCUCAACGGCAUUGUCAUGCUGGACAUGAGGGCCAACUCCUUGGAGGAAAUAGCAGACAUGGUGUUGGACCAGCAUGAGACGACAGGGUCCCUGGGGGAGGAUGUACGCAGGAAGAUAAAGAAUGCGCUGCUGAAGCGCCACCACCACCAGAACCAAAAGAAGCUGGCCAAUCGCAUCCCCAUUGUGCGCUCAUUUGCCGAUAUUGGCAAGAAGCAGUCAGAGCCACACUCCAUGGACAAGAAUGGUGGUCAGAUGGUGUCCCCACAGUCUCAACCGACUGCCACGGAGGGCCGGGGUGAUGGCAGCAGGGAGAACAGCUCAGUUGACUUCAGUAAGAUAGACCUUCACUUCAUGAAGAAGAUCCCCCCUGGUGCAGAGGCCUCCAACAUCCUGGUGGGCGAGUUGGAGUUUCUUGAAAAGCCUGUGGUGGCGUUUGUGCGCCUUUGUCCUGCCGUGCUGCUUAACGGUCUGGCGGAGGUGCCCAUCACCACCAGGUUUCUGUUUAUCCUGUUGGGGCCGAUGGGGAAGGGCCCUCAGUAUCACGAGAUCGGCCGCUCCAUCGCCACGCUGAUGACAGACGAGGUGUUCCAUGAUGUGGCGUAUAAGGCCAAGGAGCGCAGUGACCUGGUGGCCGGCAUUGAUGAGUUCCUGGAUCAGGUGACCGUGCUGCCACCAGGAGAGUGGGACCCCACCAUCAGGAUAGAGCCCCCGAAAAAUGUGCCCUCUCAGGAGAAGAGGAAGUUGCCACCGUUACCCAAUGGCGUCACAGACCUGGGAGAAGCAGAGGAACACGGCGGACAUGGAGGCCCUGAACUACAGCGCACAGGAAGGCUCUUUGGUGGCCUCAUCCUAGACAUCAAGCGCAAGGCCCCCCACUACUUGUCAGACUACACAGACGCACUGAGCCUGCAGUGUCUGGCCUCCUUUCUGUUCCUCUACUGCGCCUGCAUGUCCCCCGUCAUCACCUUUGGAGGCCUGCUGGGGGAAGCCACCGAGGGACGCAUAAGUGCCAUUGAGUCCCUGUUUGGUGCCUCCAUGACUGGCAUUGCCUACUCCCUGUUUGCUGGACAACCCCUCACCAUUCUGGGAAGCACUGGGCCUGUGCUUGUGUUUGAGAAGAUCCUCUUUAAAUUCUGCAAGGACUAUGACCUGUCCUACCUCUCUCUGCGUGUGUGCAUUGGUCUGUGGACGGCCUUUUUCUGCUUGCUGCUGGUUGCCACGGACGCCAGCUCGCUGGUGUGCUACAUCACCCGCUUCACAGAGGAGGCCUUUGCGUCCCUCAUCUGCAUCAUCUUCAUCUACGAGGCCCUGGAGAAGCUCAUACACCUGGGCGAACACUACCCCUUCAACAUGCACAAUGACCUCAACAAGCUCACACAGUACUCGUGUGUGUGUGUGAUGCCUAAGGAUCCCAGUAACGCCACAUUGCAAUACUGGGAGCAGAACAACAUCACAGGCACUCUGGUCGACUGGGGAAAUCUGGAUGUUCAGGGCUGCAUAGACAUGCAAGGGCACUUUGAGGGAACUGCAUGUGGUCAUCACGGCCCGUAUGUCCCUGACGUUCUCUUUUGGUCAGUGGUGCUCUUCUUCUCCACUGUGGCCAUGUCCUUCUUCCUCAAGGAGUUCAAAACCAGCCGCUACUUCCCCACCAAGGUCAGGCAGGUCAUCAGUGACUUUGCUGUGUUCAUCACUAUCCUCACCAUGGUCCUAGUGGACUAUGGCUUGGGUGUCCCCUCUCCAAAGCUUCAGGUUCCCAGUAAGUUUAAGCCAACCAGAGAUGACCGUGGGUGGCUGAUCAGUCCUUUAGGUCCUAACCCAUGGUGGACAACCAUUAUUUCCUGCAUCCCAGCGCUCCUCUGCACCAUCCUCAUCUUCAUGGACCAGCAGAUCACCGCCGUCAUCAUUAACCGCAAGGAACACAAGCUGAAGAAAGGUUGCGGAUACCACCUGGACCUGUUUGUGGUGGGUGUGAUGCUGGGCAUAUGCUCAGUGAUGGGGUUGCCAUGGUUUGUGGCGGCAACAGUGCUCUCCAUUUCGCACGUCAACAGCCUGAAGUUGGAGUCAGAGUGCUCAGCGCCUGGCGAGCAGCCCAAGUUCCUGGGCAUCCGCGAGCAGCGCUUCACUGGACUCAUGAUCUUCACCCUAAUGGGCUGCUCAGUCUUCAUGACCUCUGUGCUCAAGUUCAUCCCCAUGCCUGUCCUGUAUGGGGUGUUUCUGUACAUGGGCGCUUCCUCCCUCAGGGGUAUCCAGUUCUUUGACCGUCUGAAGCUCUUUGGGAUGCCAGCAAAGCACCAGCCUGACUUCAUCUACCUGCGCCACGUUCCAUUGCGGAAGGUCCACCUCUUCACCAUCAUCCAGCUUACCUGUCUGGUGCUGCUCUGGGUCAUCAAGACCUCCAGAGCCGCCAUAGUCUUCCCUAUGAUGGUGUUGGCUCUGGUAUUCAUCCGUAAACUGCUGGACUUCGUCAUUAGCAAGAGGGACCUAAGCUGGCUGGAUGAUCUAAUGCCAGAGAGCAAGAAGAAGAAGCUGGAAGAUGCAGAGGAAGAGGAGGUCCACAGUGGAGUGUUAGAGGACGAGGGAAUAGUCCAGGUGCCCCUGGAGGGACACUACAAGGAUGACCCCUCCAUAGUUAACAUUUCUGAUGAGAUGACAAAGGCCUCUUUUGGUAAUGUUUUUAAAGGCCUCAACCCAGAGAACACCAAAAAAGACAUGACCUCAAAAAGCUCCCCCACCUAAACUUCCUACAAGGUGAUUGGCUACAGUUUUCCCGGAGCGAUGAGCCGAAGACAUGAUCGCCAAAGAGAUGUCGAAAAAGGCUUGGACAGGGAGACCAGUUUGUGACAUUUUCCCUAUUUCAUCAAUGAUUAAUAACCUACACACACACACACAUGUGUGUGUGAAUGGACAGACAUCACCUGCAUGCAUGUAUUAAUGUGCCACAUUCCAAAACUUCUAUACGUUCCUUUCACAUUUGUCUGUGUUUGUACAAGUUGUGGAAACCUCCAGGAAACCAUUGCACCAUUUUCCAUAGUCUUUGUGUGUGUGUGUGUGUGUGUGUGUGUGUUUGUGUGCGCGAGUGCUUGUUUGAGAGUUUGUGUUUUUCUGUGUUAGAGUGUGUGUAUGUGUGUGAUGUAUCAGUACUUCUAAUGGAAGGGAUGAGGACACAGGAGUUUUUCAGUGUGAAGUUCCAUACUGAAUAAUGGUCCAAUAACAUUUUCAAACUUUUUUUUUUUCAAAUGAAUAGUGUGUAUUUUGUAUGUUUUUUUAAUUUUUCGACUUUCAAUAUUCUCCUUUUGAAAAUGAUCUCGUAUAUUAAAUAUAUCCAUUUUUUGUAUGUAGCUUAUUUUAAAGUGCUAGAAAUAGAAAUUAAGAAAUGUACUCAGUAGAUAUUGUGUUUAUGUCUGAAAUGUUCUUAUAGCAAAUAUAUCACAAAAUUACUGAAAUCUUUGCAAUUGUAAUAAAUGUAAACUGUCAGUAUAUUAGCAGUAUAUUUCAAGAAGUAUGUUCUUAAAUUCUUGUGAAGCACAUCUUGAAUGCUUCACCACAUCCAUACUUUUUAAAGUGGGUGCUGUUUUAUUUUAUUUUAUUUCUUUAUUUUUUGUAGCAGAAUCUUUGCCCAAACUCACUGUCAAUCUUUGUUCUUACCUUCCUCUUUCAACCCAUUAGAAUCUCAGCUGACUUGUCGUAACCCUUUUUAGGAGUUGUGAGUUGGCAUGUUUUGAAUGCAGAAUAACCAACCAUGUACAGAUGAUAAGGGGGGGUCGGGUCAACAGUACAUAUAGUAUAUAGAAAGCUUACAUAUAUAUUUUGUUUAAAUGGGAUAAAAAAAGACCUGUUAUGCCUGCAUACUGUUCCAUCUAUGUUGUCAGUCAUGUCACUUAACUUCUCCAUGCAAGCUCCUGAUUGGCGGCUGACAUAUCUGUUCCAUAAAUGUGUGCGUUUAACUGUAUCAAACCUGCUGUGUGUAAUGGUCAGGGAGAGAGAGAGAAAGAGAGAAGGAUGCAAUAAUUCUUUGAUAAGAUGGCAUUAUAUCAAGUUUUGAAUGGAAAUUUGUAUCUGUACAUUCCAUCUUGUACUUUCGUCCAUGUACUGUAUAAAGUGUCAUGACUUACCUGUCUAUAUGUAAUUUAAAUCAGAUUUAGAGAGAGUAGUAUGGAAGUAUUGGGCCAUUUCCUUUGGCUUCUCAUGCUUGAAACUGCCCAAAGAGGCAGGUGGUAGAUUUUUUUUUUGUACUGUGCACUUUCAUGUUUUUUUGUUUUUUUGCAACUGAUUAUUCAGCUAAACCUUCAAAUCAAUACUGAUGUUGCGUUCAAAUCAGUAUUGUCUUGUAGAAAUAAUUGUUUCCAUUGUUGACCAAAUAGUUAUUGUGACUUUUUUCAAAAAGUACAUGUGAAAGCUAAUAAAGCUGAUUAACAUUG
Alosa sapidissima (American shad) is the source of this 5468-nucleotide messenger RNA. It is a transcript of the gene slc4a10a, whose product is annotated as solute carrier family 4 member 10a. The record is from RefSeq and is a predicted model, not a curated record. Gene Ontology annotation, biological process: transmembrane transport; bicarbonate transport; regulation of intracellular pH. Gene Ontology annotation, cellular component: plasma membrane; basolateral plasma membrane. Lineage: Eukaryota; Metazoa; Chordata; Actinopteri; Clupeiformes; Clupeidae. Gene Ontology annotation, molecular function: sodium:bicarbonate symporter activity; monoatomic anion transmembrane transporter activity; solute:inorganic anion antiporter activity. The transcript is spliced from 27 exons. The coding region runs from base 499 to 3786 and encodes 1095 amino acids.